AUGUCAUCCUUACAGCCUGCGACAGCAGAUAUCGGCUACAUCACCGAUCCGGGCCCGUUGGAGAAUACCUACACGUCGGAUCCCAGCCUUCAACGAACACUGGCAUGGUACCUACCAUCUGCCACAUUAGAAUCUGUGCAACCACAUCUCACCCAACUCGGUGCCGAGGCUAUCUCCGAGCAGGUUCGUGAAUGGAGCGCCGAUGCUGAACGGAAUGUCCCAUAUGUGAAGAGCCACAAUGUUUGGGGUAAGCGAUAUGAUUAUGAUCGAUUGGUGACCACUGAAGGUUGGAAGCAAUUGGGAAAAUGGGGUGCUCGGAAUAGGAUCGUUUCGGCGGGCUAUGACCAGCGCCUGGGAGUUGAUCGGAGAACAGUUCAGUACGCGCUAACUUAUUUGUACUCUCCUUCUUCGGGACUCUACUCCUGUCCGAUUAGCAUGACCGACGGUGCUGCUUUUAUUCUCUCAUCAAGAAUAAAAAAACUGCCAUCCACGCAUCCUUUCCAUGCUGCGUUCCAGGGGCUGAUCUCCGAAAAGGAUGAUCAUUGGACCUCGGGCCAGUGGAUGACUGAGAGAGCUGGUGGUAGUGACGUCCAAAACACCGAAACGUGGGCUACAUACUCGCCGCUAGCUACCUCUGGCUCCGACCCGCUGGGUGAGGGAGACUACCUUAUCAGCGGAUUCAAGUUCUUCUCCUCGGCAACAGAUGCAAACGUUGCGCUUUUGCUCGCGAAAACACCAUCCGGAAAGCUAAGCACGUUCCUCGCGCCAUUGCGACGGACCGUUGUGGGCGCCGACGGCGUCUCUAAAGUUGUCUCUAAUGGUGUUAGGAUCCACCGGUUGAAGAACAAACUUGGUACCAAAGAAUUGCCGACAGCCGAAUUGGAACUGAAGGACAUGCGUGCGCAUCUCCUCGGGGAACUAGACCAGGGUAUCCUCACAAUCGCGCCUCUUCUCAAUGUGACUCGACUUCAUACCUUCAUUGGAUCACUUGCUGGCUGGCGUCGAGCUAUCAGCAUCACGAAGAGCUUUGCUAAAGCCAGAACUACAGUUGGCGAGCCGCUCUGGCUGAUCCCAAUGCAUUUGCGACUCCUUGCGGACUUGGAAGUAAAGCAUCGGGGUGGAAUGAAUCUUGCAUGGUUCACAGUUGCUUUGUUUGGGAUGGUUGAGGAUCAAACACCGGCAUCCGAUAAGCUCGGACAUCUACCUAAACCUGGCAAGGAAGCCGAGGUGGUUUUCCGUACCUUGACUGCCACUGCCAAGGCAGUCAUCAGUAAGAUGGCCACCACGGGAAUUCAAGAAUGUCAGGAAUCUAUGGGUGGAGUUGGGUAUAUGGAUGAGGCUGACGAGCCCGAGUUCAACAUCUCUCGGAUUAUGCGUAAUAACGCAGUCAAUUCUAUCUGGGAGGGUACGACCAAUGUGCUUGCCAGCGAGUUCGUCCGCUUCCUUAUCAAGAAGGACAAUCUGAAGAUAUUUGGAGCAUGGCUUGACCGUACCCUGAAUUUGGUUCAGAGUGCAGAUCUGCGGAAUGCCCUGACAUCUGCGUGGUUGGCUUUGCGUGCUCGUUUCACCACCCAGGACCCCGCUUCGACUGUUGCUGAUGGGCGUCGCUUUAUGUUUACCCUGGCUUGGAUUUUAUCCGGUGCUCUUCUGGCACUUGAUGCUGAACGUGAUAGCGACCCUGUGACGACAGAGAUCGCUCGUCGCUGGAUCCUGAGUGCUGAAGGUGGUGUGGGUGACCAAGUUUUCCAUGACAUUGUUACAGUUAGGGGCACUGCUAGCGCUACCUCUGGAGGCGAGGAACAUCUGCAAUGGGACUGCCGCAUUGCAUGGGGAGUCGACCUGCCUGCAAUCCGCGCAUCUGGUCACCGGUCCUUGCAGAAGGCGAGCUCGAGGCUCUGA
This is a messenger RNA of Penicillium concentricum, 1899 nucleotides long. Its product is annotated as putative acyl-CoA dehydrogenase. The record is from RefSeq and is a predicted model, not a curated record. Lineage: Eukaryota; Fungi; Ascomycota; Eurotiomycetes; Eurotiales; Aspergillaceae. Bases 1 to 1899 code for a protein of 632 amino acids. Gene Ontology annotation, molecular function: oxidoreductase activity, acting on the CH-CH group of donors. The transcript has 4 exons.